UUCCCCGAGGGAGAUGCUGGUCAUGGCGGCGGCUGUACUUCCUCGUGGAGGCGCUGGAGGAGAUGUUGAAGGGAUGCUGGCAGAAGGGGAACAAUCAGAAGUGUCACCAAAAGGAUCCAAAGAGGAGGAGGAGCAAAGGAAGCUGAGGGUUCAAGAUGGAGGCAGCAGGGGAGAGGGGAGACGAAAGCAGAAACUGGAGGGUGAUUUUGGUACAGCUCAGGGUGGUGAAAAUCAAAUUCACAGAAAGAAGAAAAAGCAUCAAUGUACAGUGUGUGGAAAGAGAUUGGGUAGUCGCUCAGCUCUUACUUUACAUCAAAGACUACACACAGGAGAGAAACCGUAUACAUGUUCCGAGUGUGGAAAGAGCUUCAGUCAGAGUGGUGCCCUUUCCUCGCAUCAAAGAACUCAUACAGGGGAGAAACCUUAUAAAUGUUUGGAGUGUGGAAAGAGCUUCAGUUACAGCAGCGGCCUUACGUCGCAUCAACGAACUCAUACAGGGGAGAAACCUUAUAAAUGUUUGGAGUGUGGAAAGAGCUUCAGUCAUACUAGUUCCCUUAUCUUGCACAAACGAACUCAUACAGGGGAGAAACCGUAUAAAUGUUCAGAGUGUGGAAAAAGCUUCAGUCGGUGUGACCAGCUUACCUCGCAUCAAAGAUCUCAUACAGGGGAGAAACCGUAUUCAUGUUCAGAGUGUGGAAAGAGCUUCAGUCAAAGUGGUAACCUUACCUCGCAUCAAAGAUCUCAUACAGGGGAGAAACCGUAUACAUGUUCAGAGUGUGGAAAGAACUUCAGUGACAGUGGUACCCUUACCUUGCAUCAAAGAAGUCAUACAGGGGAGAAACCAUAUACAUGUACAGUGUGUGGAAAGAGCUUCAGUAACAGUAGUUCCCAUAGUAGACACCGAAGAACUCAUACAGGGGAGCAACCGUAUACGUGUUCCGAGUGUGGAAAGAGCUUCAUUCAUAGUCAAAGCCUUACGUCGCAUCAACGAACUCAUACAGGGGAGAAACCUUAUAAAUGUUUGGAGUGUGGAAAGAGCUUCAGUCAUACUAGUUCCCUUAUCUUGCACAAACGAAUUCAUACAGGAGAGAAACCAUAUAAAUGUUCAGAGUGUGGAAAGAGCUUCAAUCACAGUGGUACCCUUACCUUGCAUCAAAGAUCUCAUACAGGGGAGAAACCGUAUACAUGUUCUGAGUGUGGAAAGAGCUUCAGUAAGAAUUGUAGCCUUACCUCGCAUCAAAGAACUCAUACAGGGGAGAAACCGUAUACAUGUUCAGAGUGUGGAAUGAGCUUCACUCAAAGUGGGGGCCUUAAGUCACAUCAACGAAUUCAUACAGGGGAGAAACCGCAUACAUGCAGCAAACCUUAUAAAUGCUGGGAAUGUGACAAGAGCUUCAGUCGCAGCGACACCCUUUUCGUGCAUCAAAAAAUUCAUAUAGGGGAGAAACGAUAUACAUGUUUGGAGUGUGGAAAGAGUUUCAGCCAGAGUUGCACCCUUAAAUUGCAUCAAAGACUGCACACAGGAGAGAAACCUUAUAAAUGUUUGGAGUGUGGAAAGAGCUUCUGUCGCGGUAGCCAUCUCACGUUGCAUCAAAGAACUCACACGGGAGAGAAACCGUAUACAUGUUCGGAGUGUGGAAAAAGCUUCACUGUCAGUAGUAGCCUUACUAUACACCAAAGAACUCAUACAGGGGUGGUCAUGGCGGCGGCUGUACUUCCUCGUGGAGGCGCUGGAGGAGAUGUUGAAGGGAUGCUGGCAGAAGGGGAACAAUCAGAUGUGUCACCAAAAGGAUCCAAAGAGGAGGAGGAGGAAAGGAAGCUGAGGGUUCAAGAUGGAGGCAGCAGGCGAGAGGGGAGACGAAAGCAGAAGUUGGAGGGUGACUCUGGUACGUCUCAGGAUGGUGAAAAUCAAAUUCACAGAGAGGAGAAAAAGUAUGAAUGUACAGUGUGUGGAAAGAGAUUGGGUAGUCGCGUAGCCCUUACUUUACAUCAAAGAAUACACACAGGAGAGAAACCGUAUACAUGUUCCGAGUGUGGAAAGAGCUUCAGUCAAAGUUGGGCCCUUACCUCGCAUCAAAGAACUCAUACAGGGGAGAAACCUUAUAAAUGUUUGGAGUGUGGAAAGAACUUCAGUUACAGUAGCGGCCUUAUGUCACAUCAACGAAUUCAUACAGGGGAGAAACCUUAUAAAUGUUUGGAGUGUGGAAAGAGCUUCAGUCGGUGUGGCCAGCUUACCUCCCAUCAAAGAUCUCAUACGGGGGAGAAACCGUAUUCAUGUUCAGAGUGUGGAAAGAGCUUCAGUCAAAGUGGUAACCUUACCUCGCAUCAAAGAUCUCAUACAGGGGAGAAACCGUAUACAUGUUCAGAGUGUGGAAAGAGCUUCAGUAACACUGGUGCCCUUACCUUGCAUCAAAGAAGUCAUACAGGGGAGAAACCAUAUACAUGUUCAGAGUGUGGAAAGAACUUCAGUGACAGUGGUACACUUACCAGGCAUCAAAUAACUCAUACAGGGGAGAAACCAUAUACAUGUUCCGAGUGUGGAAAGAGUUUCAUUCAUAGUCACAGCCUUACAUCGCAUCAACGAACUCAUACAGGGGAGAAACCGUAUAAAUGUUUGGAGUGUGGAAAGUGCUUCAGUCACAGUAGUUCCCUUAUCUUGCAUCAACGAACUCAUACAGGAGAGAAACCAUAUAAAUGUUCAGAGUGUGGAAAGAGCUUCAGUCACAGUGGUACCCUUACCUUGCAUCAAAGAUCUCAUACAGGGGAGAAACCAUAUACAUGUUCUGAGUGUGGAAAGAACUUCACUGAGAAUAGUACCCUUACCUCACAUCAAAGAUCUCAUACAGGGGAGAAACCGUAUACAUGUUCAGAGUGUGGAAGGAGCUUCACUCAAAGUGGGGGCCUUAAGUCACAUCAACGAAUUCAUACAGGGGAGAAACCGCAUACAUGUUUGGAGUGUGGAAAGAGCUUCACUCGCAGCAAUGCACUUACAAGACAUCAACAAACUCAUCAAGGCAGCAAACCUUAUAAAUGCUGGGAAUGUGACAAGAGCUUCAGUCGCAGCGACUCCCUUUUCUCUCAUCAAAAAAUUCAUAUAGGGGAGAAACGAUAUACAUGUUUAGAGUGUGGAAAGAGCUUCAGCCACAGUUGCAGCCUUACCUUGCAUCAAAGACUGCACACAGGAGAGAAACCUUAUAAAUGUUUAGAGUGUGGAAAGAGCUUCUGUCGCGGUAGCCAACUCACGUUGCAUCAAAGAACUCAUACAGGAGAGAAACCGUAUAUAUGUUCAGAGUGUGGAAAAAGCUUCACCUGCAGUAGCUCCCUUACAUUGCAUCAAAGAAUUCAUACAGGAGAGAAACCGUAUACAUGUUCGGAGUGUGGAAGGAGCUUCAGGUGCGGUAGCUCAUUUAAGUAUCAUCAAAUAACUCAUACAGGAGAGAAACCGUAUACAUGUUCGGAGUGUGGAAAAAGCUUCACUGUCAGUAGUAGCCUUACUAUACACCAAAGAACUCAUACAGGGAGUGAAUCUUAGAAAUGUUUGGCUUAUGGAAAGAACUUCAGUGACAGGGGCUCCCUUACUAAACAGUAAAGAACUCAUACAGGGAAAACAUCUUAGAAAGGUUGGAGUGUGGGAAGAUCUUUAAUCAUAUCAAAUAACUCCUACAGAGAGUAAGCCAAUGAUUGUGUUCAGAAUUAGAAUUUGCUUCCAUUAGAAUUUUUAUUCCUUUUAGUGG
Molecule: messenger RNA, 3734 nt
Organism: Lacerta agilis (Sand lizard)
Lineage: Eukaryota; Metazoa; Chordata; Lepidosauria; Squamata; Lacertidae
Product: zinc finger protein 721-like
Exons: 5
Coding region: 14-3532 (1172 amino acids)
Biological process (GO): negative regulation of transcription by RNA polymerase II; regulation of cytokine production; regulation of immune system process
Source: RefSeq, a predicted model, not a curated record